This is a messenger RNA of Asparagus officinalis (garden asparagus), 4018 nucleotides long. Its product is annotated as villin-5-like. The transcript has 24 exons. Gene Ontology annotation, molecular function: actin filament binding. The record is from RefSeq and is a predicted model, not a curated record. Gene Ontology annotation, biological process: cytoskeleton organization; actin filament severing. NCBI's taxonomy places the organism in Eukaryota, Viridiplantae, Streptophyta, Magnoliopsida, Asparagales, Asparagaceae. Bases 585 to 3518 code for a protein of 977 amino acids.
CAGUAGUUGCCGCUGCCCUCCGUAGUGAUAAGCACGCUAGACCCUCAUCAUUCGCCUUCUGCCUCUCUCCUUUUUCUUUUAAUUAAUUAAUUAUUUAAUUCUGUUUUUUUUCCCUUGAUAUCUUGUUGUCAAAAGAUUUCAAAGCUCGCUUUCUCCUUUCACUCAGAUCAAUUCCUAGGGUUUCCCCCUCCCCCCUGCGACCUCUUCUACCAGCGCCGCUCGAAUUUGAACGCGAAUAAUUAAGUCCACAGAGGUUCUGCAUUCUGUUCCUAUCGGUCUUGAUGCUGGAAGUGAAAUGUUUUGUCAUGUGGUAUGCAACAUUUGACACCAAGAAUUUUAAAAUUCUUGCUUCGUGCUUAAAGCAGCGUGUUGUAUAAGCAUGUGGGUUUGCGCGAUUGCUGCUGCCUCCCAGCACUUUGAGUGUUUCUCUGGCUAAACCACUUGGCUGAUUUCUUGGGAGGACUUUUUGGGUGAUGAAUGUGAUGUUACUUUUUUUUCUCCUUGGAUGAUAACCGAAGAAGCCAUCUGCUUCCUUCUUCGAGCCAAAAUCAGCAAACACUGCUUUUAUAAAGCCAAAGGAUAACAUGGCAGUUUCCAUGAGGGAUGUCGAUUCUGCUUUCCAAGGGGCUGGACAAAAGGCUGGAAUGGAGAUAUGGCGAAUUGAAAAUUUUCAACCUGUUCCUGUUCCGAAGUCCUCAUAUGGGAAGUUUUUCACUGGAGAUUCAUAUGUCAUUCUGAAGACAACUGCUUUGAAAAAUGGUGCUUUUCAUCACGAUAUCCACUAUUGGCUUGGUAAAGAUACUAGUCAGGAUGAAGCGGGUACUGCUGCCAUCAAGACUAUUGAACUGGAUGCAGCCCUUGGAGGUCGAGCUGUUCAAUAUCGUGAGGUGCAAGGUCAUGAGACCGAGAAAUUCCUCUCAUAUUUCAAGCCAUGUAUUCUACCACAACGGGGUGGAGUCUCAUCUGGGUUCAAACAUACGGAAAUAAAUGAACAUGAGCAUGAGACUCGUUUAUAUGUUUGCAAAGGGAAGCACGUUGUCCAUGUAAAAGAGGUUCCUUUUGCUCGAUCAUCUCUCAAUCACGACGACAUAUUUAUUCUAGACACCAAGUCCAAGAUUUUUCAAUUCAAUGGUUCCAACUCAUCGAUUCAGGAGAGGGCUAAAGCGCUUGAAGUAGUCCAAUACAUCAAGGAUACUUAUCAUGAAGGAAAGUGUGAAGUGGCAGUUGUUGAGGAUGGGAAGUUGAUGGCUGAUGCGGAGGCUGGAGAAUUUUGGGGCUUGUUUGGUGGCUUUGCUCCUCUUCCAAGAAAGUCAGCGUCUGAGAAUGAUAGAAGGGUGGACACCUUUUCUGUAAAUCUUCUCUGUGUUGAGAAAGGACAGCCAGCCCCAGUUGCUGCUGAUCCAUUGACAAGAGAAUUGUUAAAUACAAACAAGUGUUACCUGCUGGAUUGCGGGGUUGAAGUUUUUGUUUGGAUGGGCAGAAAUACAUCUCUUCAAGAGAGAAAAACCGCAAGCACUGCUGCAGAAGAAUUGCUUCAUAGUCCCGGCCGGCCACCAGCUCAUAUAAUUCGUGUUAUAGAGGGAUUUGAGACUGUGGUUUUCCGUUCAAAAUUUGCUUCAUGGCCUCAAACAACUGAUAUUUCCAUAUCUGAGGAUGGCAGAGGCAAAGUUGCUGCCCUCCUAAAACGACAAGGUUUAAAUGUGAAGGGACUUAUGAAAGCUGCUCCUGUAAAGGAGGAACCUCAACCGUUCAUUGACUGCACAGGCAAUCUGCAGGUUUGGCGUGUAAAUGGCAAUGAGAAGACUCUUCUUUCAUCCUCUGACCAGUCGAAGUUCUACAGCGGAGACUGCUAUAUCUUUCAAUACUCAUAUCCUGGAGAAGAACAAGAGGAAUAUCUUGUUGGGACUUGGUUUGGGAAGAAGAGUGUUGAGGAGGAGAGGACUGCAGCUAUCUCACUUGCUAGCAAGAUGGUUGAAUCUUUGAAGUCACUGGCUGUUCAGGCUCGCCUUUAUGAAGGAAAGGAACCAAUUCAAUUUUUUUCGAUCUUCCAGAGCUUUAUUGUAUUCAAGGGUGGUGUGAGCUCUGGAUACAAGAAGUUUAUUGAAGACAAUGCCAUUGAAGACGAUACCUAUACAGAAGAUGGCGUUGCUCUUUUCCGAGUUCAAGGUUCUGGACCAUAUAAUAUGCAAGCAAUUCAAGUUGAACCGGUGGCGUCGUGUUUGAGUUCUUCUAAUUGUUAUAUACUUCAUAGUGGCAACACUGUUUUUACAUGGUCUGGGAGUCUCACAAACACGGAUGACCAGGAGCUCGUAGAAAGACAGCUUGAUCUGAUAAAGCCAAACAUACAGUGCAAACCACUGAAAGAAGGAACUGAAACUGAACAGUUUUGGAGUUUACUGGGAGGGAAAUGUGAAUAUCCCAGUCAGAAGACUGUGAAAGAACCGGAAAAUGAUCCCCAUCUAUUCUCUUGCACUUACUCGAGAGGCAAUCUAAAGGUGACAGAGAUAUACAACUUCAGCCAAGAUGAUCUUAUGACUGAAGACGUAUUCAUUCUUGACUGCCGUUCAGACAUCUUUGUUUGGGUUGGGCAACAAGUGGACUCAAAGAGCAGAUUGCAAGCUCUAAAUAUCGGAGAGAAAUUCCUGGAACAUGAUUUCCUUAUGGAAAAUCUAUCUCGUGAAACUCCUGUUUUUGUUGUGAUGGAAGGAAGUGAGCCAACCUUUUUCACUCGAUUCUUCAAUUGGGAUUCUGCAAAAUCUGCAAUGCAUGGAAAUUCAUUCGAGAGGAAGCUUGCAAUAGUAAAGAAUGGAGCGACACCCGCAGUAGAUAAACCUAAGCGGCGGUCACCAGCAUCAUAUGGAGGAAGAUCAGCUGUGCAAGACAAAUCUUCUCAGCGCUCUAGAAGCAUGUCCUUCAGCCCUGAGCGUGUUCGUGUGAGAGGGAGGUCUCCUGCCUUCAAUGCAUUAGCUGCUAAUUUUGAGAACCCAAACCCCCCAAGUACUCGGAAUCUUUCAACCCCUCCUCCAGUGGUUAGAAAGCUUUACCCAAAAUCUGUAUCUCCUGAUUCAGCAAAAGCAGCGCCCAAGUCAACAUCGAUUGCAGCCCUUGGUGCUUCAUUUGAGUCCUCGAAAGAAAGCAUCAAACCUAACAUUAUUCCUAAGUCGUUAAAAGUGAGCCCUGUGGCUAAAAAAACAAACUCAGAGACGGCCAACAAAGCAAACUCUGAGGCAAAUGCUAAGGACAGUAUCACCAGAAUGUCCAGUAGAAUUGAAUCCCUCACCAUUAAAGAAGACGUGAAGGAGGGUGAGGCUGAGGAUGAAGAAGGGCUUCCUGUGUUCCCCUACGAGCGCCUAACAGUGAAUUGUGCCGACCCAGUUACUGAAAUCGACAUCACCAAACGAGAGACUUACUUAUCUUCAGCCGAAUUCAAAGAGAAAUUCGGCAUGACAAAGGAUGCUUUCUAUAAGCUACCCAAAUGGAGGCAGAACAAGCUGAAAAUGACCCUGCAAUUGUUCUAAGCUUCCCACAAUGUACCUUUACAGUCGAACUUGUGAUUAGAGUCAUCAUCGUUAGUUAGUAUGGAUCCAUCUUGUGCCGUUGCGGAGGGCAGAUCCAUAAUGUAGGUGUGAAGGGGACAGUGUCGGUGCUUUUUUAGCUGCUUCUGCUCCCAAAAAUACUCGAUGGUUUGUUGGUUUUCCCCCUUCUGCCUCUACCAUGUUGUUUGUAUAUCCAGGUUUGCUAUGUCAGAGCAUUCUGGUGUUCUUUGUGGUUAGAGGUUGGUCGUGAGCUUGCAUUUUUGAUUUUUUGUUUUUGUUUUUUCUUUCUUUGGGUUUGAUUUAUUUAACAAUUGUUUCAUAAGUUAUAAAAAGAAAAAAAAAAAGAGAAAAAUAAAAAAAGAGUGUAUGAUGUGAUUGAGGGAAUGAGAAGCUUGUACAGAAGUGUGUGAGCAUAUUGCUGGAAGUGUCCAGCUCGCAUCAGGGUUGCUUCAUCAAUAAAGUCUUUAUUCUUUUUUGUUUUC